Messenger RNA from Spirodela intermedia, 3535 nucleotides. NCBI's taxonomy places the organism in Eukaryota, Viridiplantae, Streptophyta, Magnoliopsida, Alismatales, Araceae. The record is from the annotation of a GenBank genome assembly.
AUGAUAUUUACGUGCUUUGUUUUUUCUUCAAGUUUUCAUUGUAAACUGCGUUCUGUUGGACAAUACUAUGGUAUACGACUCGAAGCUUCUUUAUUAAAAGUGGAAUACAUAACCAGGGGAGGAAUUAUUUUUAAUACUCUGAAACAUACCCAAAACAUGUCUAGUGGGAAACAGAUUUUCGCAUUAUUUUUCUCUCUGCUGGCAAAGUCUUGGUGGGUGAGCUUCUUAUAAUAACUUUUUUCGUAUUGAAAUGUCCUGAAAUUUUUUUCCUGAUUAUAUGCAUGUCUUAGCAACUUUCCAAAUAUGAUGUUUUGACAUCUUUCCCUUCCUUUGUAGAAGAGUAAGAAAAAAAGAAAUAAGCUAGAAUCUUGGCGUUCCAGUUUAUAUGAAAUAAUUUAACGUGAACAAAUCCUUUAGAAUUUCGAAAAGAAUGAGACGUGGUGGAGUUCUGUUUUAUAUAUAUACAUACAUACAUAGAUACAUAUAUGGAAAAGUCAUGUUGCAUUCUAUUGAAACAAUUUUUAUGCUCCUUCCAAUGGAAUUAUCUAUUGCUUUUAUCUAAGUGGACUUCGGUUUGUUGAGGAAUUAUCAUCUGAUUACCGCUCCAUGUCCCAGACCACAUGAGCCAAAAGCUAUUUAUUUGAUGAAAGAGUUUUUUUCAUUUUUUUCCUCCCUAUUUUGUUUGUUCUUCUAUUCUCAUCACAGUGCCAUACCUUUUGGGGAAUCCAGCAUGAGCCAUGGACUGACUUGUCGUUAUGAAUGAUGCAUUAUUUAUCUAUGGUGUUAGGGCCUCUUGUAGAUGAUUGAUUUUUCUUCUGUGUAAACGCUAACUACACAAGGUUGUGAUAAAAAAGUUUUGCAAAUUUCCGUUUGGAAGGCUUUUUAUUCACUGUUGGAAGAAAGAUAUUUCGUUUGAAUGUCGAAUUUCUUAGAUACCGUUAUGAUAUUCAGCGCCGUAUAUUUCCAGUAGUAUAUAUUUAUCUUUGAAGUUCAUCUUUCACAGGUUUUGGUCGUAUUGGAAGGUUGGUUUUACGCAUAGCAACAACUAGGGACGAUAUUGAGGUUGUAGCUGUCAAUGAUCCUUUCAUUGAUGCUAAAUACAUGGUGAGAAGUAAAUGGCAGGACUUUGAAUUUCUGUUUGUCCUAAUUUGAAUUUUUUUAUAUCUUAUUUUUAUAGUUUAUUAUAUAUAUGUUGAUUUGGAAAUAUCUAGGCUCAGUCUUGGUUAUGGUGAAUGGAUAACUUAAGCUUUUAUUUUCAGUUUCUAGGUGCCUUUGAUAAAUUUAAUUUCAUCAAAUCCUUAUCAGAUGGAUAUGAUUAAGAUCAUAUUUAUUGAAUUUUGAACUUGAUCAUCGUGUUAAUCCCAUUAUCGGAUGAUAUUUACAUCAAAUCUGAUGAAUUUUCUUUAAAGUUUCAAGAAGUGGAUACUCACAAAUCUAAUGAAUCGUUCAUAGCCUUAUUUAUGUUUGUUUAAACUCACCAAGGUAAAAAGACUCAGUUAACCUAUAGUUUCUUUAAAUAGACAUGUACCCCCGUUUCAAAAAAAAAAGCUCAGUUUCGGUUGUGCUUUCACUGUUUAGAAUUAACAACUUGGUUUCGGAUAUGCAGGCAUACAUGCUCAAGUACGAUUCAACCCAUGGUGUGUUCAAAGGAACUAUCAACGUAUUGAAUGAAACUACGUUGGAGAUUAAUGGGAAGCGAAUCGCCAUCACUUGCAACAGGUUUGUCAGUCAGUCAAACAACACUUUGCGCACAUUACUUGACACAUAAUAUCCAUAGAAAAACGUGAGGUAUUUUAUUUGGGAAAAUCAGUACCACUUUUGACUUUCCUCCUAAACCUUAUUUAUUUCAUUUUUUUUUCCUUUUCCUGUUACUGUUUAUUAUUUACUAUCCAUCUAUUGUCCCCCCCCCCUGCUUCCCCAAUUGAUCGCUCUGGUAAUAGAGCUCGGUUGGAACUGGAGACUGAUUAGCGCCUGUUGAAUUGAUUUUCUCAGGGAACCAGCAGAGAUUCCGUGGGGUGACUUUGGGGUGGAGUACGUCAUUGAAUCUUCUGGCGUUUUCACGACACUGUCCAAAGCAUCUGCACACCUCAAGGUCGUCCUCCCCUUCUUCCUGAUACCAACUCCCCAAAAAACAGAGAGUCCUCUUAUUCCUGCUGCAAGUUCUCAUCAGCCAAGUCAAAACCCCGUUGGUCAACUCUCAGGGCGGCGCGAAGAAGGUGGUGAUCUCUGCCCCCUCCGCCGAUGCUCCGAUGUUCGUGGUGGGAGUCAACGAAAGGAGCUACGACCCGAGCAUGGACGUGGUCUCAAACGCCAGCUGCACCACCAACUGUCUGGCCCCCCUCGCCAAGGCAUGCUUUGCCCUCCCUCUUUGUCAGACCGUAGACUUUCUUCCCUGGUCAAUGAGGACGACACCCGUUGACUCCUUGCAUCACUCUCGUGCAGGUUGUCCACGAGGAGUUUGGGAUCGCUGAAGGCCUCAUGACGACCGUCCACGCCACGACAGGUUCUCUCUCUUUUUUUUUUCUUUUUAAUUCUCUCGCGAUGCAGGUCUCCGUAGCUUCUUAAGCUUUGGUUUGGUUUUUCUCCUCCGUCCAGCCACGCAGAAGACCGUUGACGCCCCUUCGAAGAAGGAUUGGCGGGGAGGCCGUGGAGCUGGCCAGAACAUCAUCCCCAGCUCUACCGGCGCCGCCAAGGUAAGAGAGAGAGAGAGAGAGAGAGAGAGAGAGAGAGAGAGAGAGCUGUAUAUAUAUAUAUAUAUAUAUAUAUAUAUGGUAUUUCCUUUUCGUCCGGCUCACUAGGUGUUGACCAUCGGCUCUGUCUGUCUCUCUGUGUGUGUCUACUCUGUUGGUUCCAGGCGGUCGGCAAGGUGCUCCCGGAGCUGAAUGGGAAGCUGACCGGCAUGGCCUUCCGAGUGCCCACCCCCAACGUCUCCGUCGUUGACCUCACCUGUCGCCUUGAGAAAGCCGCUUCAUACGACGACGUCAAGGCCGUGAUCAAGUACGUCCCCCCCCCUCUCUCUCUCUCUCUCUCUCUAUCUAUCUCACGCUCGAAAAGUCGUCAUUCAGGGGAUAGAAAUUAUGAGAAAAUGCCGAUUAUGAUUUUAAUAUUUUAUUUUUAUUUUUUUAAUUUUCUCCAUGGAAUGAAUGAAUGAAUCCUUUUUUUUUUGUUUAGGUAUGCAUCGGAAGGGCCGCUGAAGGGAAUACUGGGAUACACCGACGAGGACGUCGUCUCCAAUGACUUCAUCGGAGACCCGAGGUCCAUAUCCUCAUUAUUAUUAUUAUUAUUAUUAUUAUUAUUAUUAUUAUUGUCAUUACCCAGCUCCCGCCGCCGCUGCAGGUCGAGCAUCUUCGACGCGAAGGCCGGCAUUGGCCUGAGCACCUCUUUCAUGAAGCUCGUCUCCUGGUACGACAACGAGUGGGGAUACAGGUCAGACCCUAAAAAUCUCUCUUCCUCUUUCUCUCUCUCUCUCUCUCUCUCUCUCUCUCUAUUAAAUUUUUUGGUACGUGUAUUUUUGGGGAUCACUGGGGAUGACUGA